UUUCUCACUUCAUCAUAAGGCUUCUCUCAACCAAAGGGAAAGGGAUACACUAUACCGAUGGCAGCUACGGUGACCACAAAACUAGUCAUUCUUAUAACUGCAAUGGCGUUAUUACUUUUGGGCACAACUGAAGCCCAACUUUCGCCUACAUUCUACGAUCAAACUUGUCCUACUGCACUCACUACUAUUAGAACUGUUAUUAGGCAAGCAGUUUCUCAAGAACGUCGAAUGGCUGCAUCUCUCAUUCGACUUCAUUUCCAUGAUUGUUUUGUUCAAGGUUGUGAUGCAUCAAUUUUACUCGAUGAUACUCCCUCUAUGAUUGGUGAACAAAAUGCAGCACCAAACAUAAACUCUGCAAGAGGUUAUGGAGUGAUUCAUAAGGCUAAAACUGAAGUUGAGAAGAGAUGUCCUGGCACAGUAUCUUGUGCAGACAUCCUUGCUGUGGCUGCAAGAGAUGCAUCUUUUUCUGUUGGUGGUCCAUCUUGGACGGUAAAGCUUGGAAGAAGAGAUUCUACCUCUGCAAGUAAAACUUUAGCAGAGAGUGAGCUUCCACAUUUCCAAGAAAGCCUUGACAGACUUAUAUCCAUUUUUGCAAAUAAAGGUCUUAGCACCAGAGAUAUGGUUGCACUCUCAGGUUCUCAUACUAUAGGACAAUCUCAAUGCUUUCUUUUUCGCAAUAGGAUAUACAACCAAAGCAAUAUUGAUGCAGGAUUUGCUCGCACUCGACAAAGAAAUUGUCCAUCAUCGGGUGGGAAUGGAAAUUUGGCACCACUUGAUUUGGUCACACCCAAUUCUUUUGACAAUAAUUAUUUCAAAAAUCUUAUUCAAAUGAAGGGUUUGCUUGAAACAGAUCAAGUUCUUUUUAGUGGAGGAUCAACGGAUAAUAUUGUUACUGAAUACAGUAGAAAUCCAAGUACAUUCAAAUCGGAUUUUGCGGCUGCCAUGAUUAAAAUGGGAGACAUCCAACCUCUUACUGGUUUAGAAGGAGAAAUAAGAAAUAUAUGUGGUGCGGUCAAUUAAUCUCUUGUUCUACCUUCUUUAAUUCAUUUGUUAGUUCAUUUCAAAUUUCAUUAUUGUGUCCUUUGGUGAUACAUUCUAAUACACAUUGUGUGUCAUUCUUCAAGUUGUAAUAAUUAUGUGAUACUUUUAUUAAUGUCAAUCUAAUUGAGAAAUAUAUUCUUUUACUUUAAUUUUAACUUUGAGUUGCAAA
Cucumis sativus (cucumber) is the source of this 1210-nucleotide messenger RNA. RefSeq names its product lignin-forming anionic peroxidase-like. Lineage: Eukaryota; Viridiplantae; Streptophyta; Magnoliopsida; Cucurbitales; Cucurbitaceae. The record is from RefSeq and is a predicted model, not a curated record. Gene Ontology annotation, biological process: hydrogen peroxide catabolic process; response to oxidative stress. The transcript has 3 exons. Gene Ontology annotation, molecular function: peroxidase activity; heme binding. The coding region runs from base 58 to 1020 and encodes 320 amino acids.